GUCGUCUGGUUCCUUCUUCACGUCUCUCGCCCGCUUGCCUUCCUCUCUUCUUAUUAGACACUCCUCUUCCCGCUGACGCCAAGGAACCGAGCGCAGAGUGGAAGAUUUCGAAUCCCAAUUGGUAAGUCUCGAUCUGGUCCUCGAGGACGCCGGAGAAGAUGUGGGCGCGGCCGCCGUAUGCGAAGGGCGGGGACGUGGAGUCCGGAGCCCAGCCGCUGUACCCUGCCAUGCUGGAGCGGCCGGAGCUACGGUGGGCGUUCAUCAGGAAGAUCUACUCCAUCCUGGUCGUUCAGAUGCUGCUCACCGUCGCCGUGGCCUCCGUCGUCGUCGCCGUGCGCCCCGUCUCCCAGUUCUUCGUCUCCUCCGGCGCCGGCCUCGGCCUCUACAUCUUCCUCAUCAUCCUCCCCUUCAUCGUGUUGUGCCCGCUUUACUACUAUUACCAGCACCACCCGUGGAAUUUUCUACUCCUCGGCGUCUUCACAGUCUCCAUAAGCUUCGCAGUUGGAUUGACAUGUGCCUUCACGAGCGGGAAGGUGAUCCUUGAAUCUGCUAUUCUCACAACUGUGGUGGUGGUGAGCCUCACCCUCUAUACCUUCUGGGCUGCUUCAAGAGGGCAUGACUUCAACUUCCUUGGUCCUUUCCUCUUUUCUGCAAUGUUAGCUCUAAUGGUGUUUGCCUUCAUCCAGCUCCUCUUUCCCAUGGGAAGGAUCUCUGUCAUGAUCUAUGGGGUCUUGGCUGCAAUCAUUUUCUGUGGUUACAUCAUCUACGACACCGAUAACCUGAUAAAGCGUUAUGCAUACGAUGAAUAUAUCUGGGCUGCUGUGGCACUCUACUUGGAUGUUAUUAACCUUUUCCUCUCUUUGCUCACUGUCUUUAGAGCUUCAGAUAGUUGAAAUACUUGUAGUUGAGGAUCGCACAUUAAAGAAAUGUGUUGCAUUGCUUGAAUAUUGUUGUUUCUACUGUUAGGAUGCUUUAUCAGUCGCAUACUGACUUCAGAAGAAUGUU
This is a messenger RNA of Musa acuminata subsp. malaccensis (wild Malaysian banana), 1005 nucleotides long. Its product is annotated as protein LIFEGUARD 2. NCBI's taxonomy places the organism in Eukaryota, Viridiplantae, Streptophyta, Magnoliopsida, Zingiberales, Musaceae. The record is from RefSeq and is a predicted model, not a curated record.